UACACAUCUAAAUCCGGGAAAAAUAUGCCUGCAAGGCGGGGUUAUGAAUGUGACUGCAAAAAUAGAUGUACCUACAAGUAAAAUCUCAGUCGAAGAAAAAACAAACAUUCUUGAUAAAUUUAACAACUUGGCUGAUAAAAAUGUGCAAGAUUCCUAUCUUUUUGGAUUAAUAACAGUGAGGCCUGUUGCAAGAAGGCGACGAGAUAUUAUGAAAAAGCGACUUUAUGGAAAGGGCCAUCCGAUUGAAGAUAUUUUAACUGAUGCUGAGUUAAUUUAAACAUCAAAACGAAACUCAUCCUUUCAUUAUAAGAUCAUAUUGGCAGCUGGACGAGAACUAAUGGUUUGCAAAAAAGCUUUAGCGGGGCUUUAUGGUAUAAAGUUUGGUAGGAUUGAUCGAAUUGGGCAAGCUAAAAAAAGUAACUCGGCUCCUCCGACCGACAAAAGGGGUUUAUCUGAACGAUCCAGGGUACUUAAAAAACCAGAAGCUCUAAUCCGACAAAUUG
Molecule: messenger RNA, 503 nt
Organism: Acanthoscelides obtectus
Lineage: Eukaryota; Metazoa; Arthropoda; Insecta; Coleoptera; Chrysomelidae
Source: the annotation of a GenBank genome assembly